Molecule: messenger RNA, 1191 nt
Organism: Helianthus annuus (common sunflower)
Lineage: Eukaryota; Viridiplantae; Streptophyta; Magnoliopsida; Asterales; Asteraceae
Product: trigger factor-like
Exons: 1
Coding region: 1-1191 (396 amino acids)
Source: RefSeq, a predicted model, not a curated record
AUGGUUGAGAAAAAGAAGUUAGAAAAGCGUGUAAAGGCUGUUGAAGCUGAAAACUCAUCUUUGUUGAAAAGAGUUGAAGUUGAUCAAGCUGAUAUUGAUAUACUUAAAGUUCGAAUAGCAGAGUUAGAAGAAGAAAAAGCUCGAAGAGAUGAUCAAAAUGAAUACUUCAAGCUGAAGAACAAAGAAUUGGAAGCAAACAACGCUAUGAAAGAGCAUGAAAUGUAUAUGAUGAAUAAAGUAUUGGAGAAUUUAAUCGGAAAGCCUGUUGAACAAAGAUUUGAAGAGAUCGAGCUUGAAGAAGUCAGAGCUAGACGUAAGGUUGCGAUUGAAGCUGAAAUGAAAAACAAAGGCAAAGGUGUUCCAAUUGAAGGUGUUGCUGAAGUAAGUGAAAGAGCAAUUGUAGUAUCUGAGCCGGAAAAAGUUCCUGAAAAGUCUAUUCUUGAUCCUUGUCUGAUAUCGUCAGUUUCUGGUGUGUUUGAUGAUGAUGUAGAAGAUGAAGAAGAAGAAGAAGAUGAUGAUGAUAUUCUGAAAGAUGGUGCAGAAGAUGUUUUUUCUGCUUCAGGUGAUGGUGAUGAUGACGGCAAUGAUGACGAUGAUCAAGGUGCUACAGGCAUAAAAGUCACCGAAGCGUCUCAGGAAGAAAAGAUUGAUGAAUUUCUUCAGGAUGAUGCUAAUAAAGAAUCUGAGAAUGCAAAAGGUAAGGGGGAGCAUGAUGAUACAGAGAAUGUUGAUGAAAGUGAUAAUCAUGUUACAAGAUUGAUUUUGCGUCUUGAACACGGUGUAGAGGAAGGUGAAAUUCUGCACACUUACAUGUUAGCCGAGAUCAUCAAGAUAACGCAUGUUGAUGAAAAUGAAUUCAAGUUUGAUUUUGAAGAAGAGUUGAAUAAGUUCGACAUCAAUCAGCAGCCUGAAUACCAGUACAAAUACGUAGAAGAUGCUGAUAACUAUGACAGAGUUGAAGUUGAAGACUGGAGUGAUGAAGAACAUUCUGAAAGUGUUCAUGUUGAUACUUCUAACUUUCCGACACUUGCUGAAUUUUUCAGUCAAGCGAAUGAAGACGAGUUAAGAAGGAAAGUUGCUGAGAGUGUAAAGAAUAAAAGCUUUAGUGAAAUGUCAAAGGAUGAACAGCGAGAAGAAAGAAAGAAAUGGUUCAGAAAAGAUUCUGAACGAAAGUUCAAAAGACCUCUGUAG